CCGUCGCAACCAACAAGCCACACACGCCAAGAGGCAUUCCCCGAGCCAGCGAUCUUCUCGCCGCACUUCACACGGUUGUUCGUGCACGUGCCACGCCCCGAGAAACCGUAACUCACCACGCAGAGCUGGGCUCUCAUUGUUUAAGUGAGAUAUUCACAGUCGCAUCCGUCGUCGAGAUGGUUGGGAGCAGCCCGAUGCAGGCGGUGCUGGUGGCGCCGGGGGUGAAGGACAAGAAGGUGCUGGCGUUCCGGCGGGACGCGCUCAAGGAGAAGGACGCCGUCGCCGCGCUGAUGCGCACCAUCGCAGCCGGCGGCGUGCGGAGCGCCUUCUACGUCUUCGACCUCGCCCGGGUCGUCGACCUGUACCGCGGCUGGCGCCGCGCGCUCCCCGGCGUGCGCGCCUGCUACGCCGUCAAGUGCAACCCGGAGCCGGCGCUGCUCGGCGCGCUGGCCGCGCUCGGGGCCGGCUUCGACUGCGCCAGCCGCAGGGAGAUCGAGGCCGUGCUCGCGCUCGGCGUGCAGCCCGGCAGCAUCGUGUACGCCAACCCGUGCAAGCCCGAGGCGCACCUCGAGUACGCCGCUGAGGUGGGCGUCAACCUCACCACCUACGACUCCGAGGAGGAGGUGAUCAAGGUGAAGCGCUGCCACCCGGGCUGCGAGCUCAUCCUCCGCAUCAAGGGCCCGGACGGCGGCGAGGCCCGGGUGGACCUCGGCACCAAGUACGGCGCGCACGAGGACGAGGUCCUGCCGCUCCUCCGCGCCGCCCAGCGCGAGGGGCUCAACGUGGCUGGCGUGUCGUUCCACGUCGGCAGCGGCGCGUCCAACACGGACGUGUACCGGGGCGCCAUUGAGGCCGCGCGCGGGGUCUUCGACGCGGCAGCCGGGCUCGGCAUGCCGCCCAUGCGCGUGCUCGAUAUCGGCGGCGGGUUCAUGGCCGGCCCGGCGUUCGACGAGGCGGCCGCGGUCAUCAACGCGGCGCUCGAGCGUUACUUCGGGGAGCUUCCCUGCGUGGAGGUGAUAGGCGAGCCGGGGAGGUACUUCGCCGAGACCGCCUUCACAAUGGCGGCGCGGGUCAUCGGGAAGCGCACUCGCGGCGAGGUACGCGAGUACUGGAUCGACGACGGCCUCUACGGCACCCUCAGCUGCAUCCCCAUGGACCACUACGUGCCCCAACCGAGGCCGCUCGCCGUGCCGCGCGCCGGCGAGAAGACGUACACGUCGACGGUGUUCGGGCCGACGUGCGACUCCCUCGACACGGUGGUGACCGGGUACCAGCUGCCAGAGAUGAGCGUAGGGGACUGGCUCGUGUUCGACGACAUGGGCGCCUACACCACCGCCUCCGGCUCCAACUUCAACGGCUUCUCCACCUCGGACAUCAAGACCUACUUGGCCUACUCAAGCUGAUAUGGAACUUAUGAUGUGGCCACGUACUACGUAGCACACGCCAUUCGAUUUGUUUUCGCAGUACAAUGAAGAGCUGUAAUUAAGCUCGUACACAAUGUAUGUGCUUUUGUUUGUUCUAUUUUUUAUUUUAAUUAGGUAUAUAUAUAUCCAAUGUGGAUCGUUAUUCUAUUGUUUCCUUAAACGAAACUUUCUUAAAAAAAUCGAGAAAUUUCCAAUCUA
Triticum aestivum (bread wheat) is the source of this 1622-nucleotide messenger RNA. RefSeq names its product ornithine decarboxylase. Gene Ontology annotation, cellular component: cytoplasm. Lineage: Eukaryota; Viridiplantae; Streptophyta; Magnoliopsida; Poales; Poaceae. The record is from RefSeq and is a predicted model, not a curated record. The coding region runs from base 177 to 1403 and encodes 408 amino acids. Gene Ontology annotation, molecular function: ornithine decarboxylase activity. The transcript has a single exon.